UGAAGGAAGAGGAAGAGUAGGAGAAGGAAGAGUAAGAGGAGGAGGAGAAGGAAGAGUAAGAAGAGGAGGAGGAGGAGGAGGAGAGGGGAUGAUCGAGGCCCCCUGGAGAACGUGGCUGUUACUGCUCCUGUUCCUGGCUACGUCUACCCCUUCGUCAGCAGCCGAGACCCAAGGUGAGUCUCCGCCCGCCAGCACCACCGCCACCCCCCACGUGCUCCCUCCUGCCGAAGAAAUCCUGGGCAGGGAGGAAAUUAGUUACAGCACCAGCGGCCUCCAGGAAGACUCCCCGCUCCUGCUGGAUGACGUGGAUGACUUCUUGCCGCCCCUAAGCUUCACGGACACGCCCCAGGAAGUCCAGAGUCCGUUAGGGUGUUCCUCGCCGCUGGGGAUGACAACAGGUGAUGUGUUGGACUGGCAGAUAUCAGCUUCGUCAUCCUACCCUUCGUCGUGGGACCCCGGCUGCCACGUCAAGUACGCCCGCCUUCACCAGCCCAACGGGAGGGCCUGGUGCGCCGGCAGGAAGGCAGCUGGGGAGUGGGUGCUCGUCGAUCUGGGCGUCCCAGCCAAGGUCACGGGCCUCCUGACACAAGGGAAGGGGGACGACGAAGAGUGGGUCACGUCCUACGAGGUGUCCUACUCCCUGGACGCCUAUCACUGGCACUACGCCCGUGACAUCUACAACAACAAAAAGGUGUUCCAGGCUAACGUCAACUCACACCAGACGAGGCACAACUUCGUGGAGCCGCCCGUGUUGGGUCGCUUCGUUAGGGUCCACGUAUUAGACUGGCAUUCACACCCUUCCCUCCGCUUCGAGUUGCUGGGUUGCCAAGAGUGCAAGACGGUGAUCAGUGAGGGUGCGGACGUGCAACUGUCAGCCAGCUCCUUUAAGCCCUGGCACCGCAGCAAGUCAUGUCAGCCACGCGAUGCCUCCCUACACUCCCACAGAGCUUGGUGUGCCCGCAGGAAAGACUCUCAUCAGUGGCUUCAGUGGGACCUAGGACCACCCCAUCAAGUGACGGGAAUCAUCACCAGGGGUCGAGGGGAUACUAGACGCAAACAUUGGGUCAAAGCCUAUACCUUGACCUAUUCCAACGACUCCAAGGUCUGGUUUACCUACAAGGAUGGCAAUCACCUCGAUACUAAGGUGAGCAAGCAGGUGUUCGGAGGUAACCUGGACAAACAUACGGAGCGUCGACACUACCUCAACUCUCCCUUCAAGGCGCGAUUUGUCCGCCUUCACCCUCAACGUUGGCGUAAGACCAUCGCCCUCCGCGCCGCUCUCCUGGGGUGUCCGCAUAAGGGUGACUGUGGCGAGGGUUUCUUCAGGGUGACUCUAGAAACUAGCUGCGUGGAAAACAUCGCGUUCAAGGGCAAGACUUGGGUGAAUGAUAAGAGACAUGCGUGGUCUGGCUGGGACUACGGUCCGGCAACCUUGGCGGUGGACGGUGGGCUGAAUACGUCACUACGUUCAUGUGCCGUCAUCGACAACUACCACGUCGACGAGCCCGUGUGGAUGGUCGACUUGGGCAAGAGACGGAUGGUGAGGGGUCUUGUUAUCCUCACUUGGCAGGGACGAGGACAAGAUCAACAGACACUCUACCGUAACUAUGUGUUUGGGUUGGAUCGCCUCACUGUAUACGUGGAAAACCAGCGACGCUUAGAUGCCCCGACCUCACAGGACCACAAGAAGUGCGCCUCAGUGACCAGACUCAAUAAUGCGCUAUUCAAACAGCGCGUUCAUGUGGAGUGUCCUCAGCCAAUCAAAGGACGCUACGUGUACAUCAAGGCCGGGGGCGUGGCUAACCGCUGGCACAGGAUAUUCUCACUAGUGUUAUGUGAGGUCAUGAUCUACUAGCUGCUGCCUGAGUCUCCCCACCACCCCCGCCCCCACGCCCCCACACAUACACUCUCAGGCCCACCAACAGAAUUCGAGAAUGAAUCCCCUGUAUGUGAUAAUAAAAAUGCCCCAAGUUGCUUUUGAAGUUUGAUGAAGUCUGGACAAGAAUCGACUGCAGAAUCGUCAGGAAUAAGGAACUUGGAAGAUAGUUAUCCAUAAUGUGUGUGACCGAGGAAAGAUUUGACCGAGACCUCUUGACUUUUACCCUUUGGUUUGGGUGUAAUCUAGCUAGUAAGGCGAUGGACUAAGAUAAAGGAACAGGUUAAGAUAUUGUCAGUGCAUAUGAAAGCUCCAGAGCGGCUGCCCACGAUCCCAAGACUGGAAAAUAAACCAACACUGCAGAUUGGUUGUGUCUGCCGCCAUCAGCAGUACUGGGUAUUCCCGCCAAGGACGAUGUGUUUAUCUAAGCAACAAAUUGACCUUCAAAUGCGAUCCGCAAAGCUAUUACGACCCGGAAGUAAUAAAAUAGUCCAAAAUAUCGUGAAAGGGGGUUAAGUUUUCAUCUGAAGGCAGAGUCUCGUCAGUGUGGAGGAGACUGCUGCUCACUGAAGGCGUCUCUUGAAAACUUGUGGACUACAACACAACGGUAUACGAGUCCUUUCCGUCGCACAGACAUUUUAUGAAUGUAAUUUGACGUACCUACAGUAUAGUUUAUAUGACGAAUUACGAUUUUUUAAUUAUCUUCAUCUAAACCUGUGAUAACAGUAAACGUUGAUUCCAUCUCUAUACAGUCACUCAAAAAAAUGAUCUAUACAAAACAAUUUUGAAAAAAUAUGACCCAACAGACGAAGGAUUUUGACAUCCCUACCGAGACAACAGGAGUCACAGUGUUCAUUCUGAAAUUCAUCGAUCACCCCCAGCACAGAUAGUUUUUUGAGUUACUGUACAUGAUGUGAGUUCUCCUAAGACAUUAUUGAGAAUAAUGACAUGAUAAUUCCUUAUUCCUUAAGAUGUGACAGAAUUAAGAGAAUAAUCUAGGUUCAUAUGCUAGAAAGGAAGCGUAGCUCUCUAUAUACAUUAUUAUUAUGUUAAAAUAUAGAAUCUAUUGAAAUAUUACUUGAAAAAUGUUAAGAAUGUUUGAGGUCGAUGGAGGGAGUGUUUUGAAUAAGAGGUUUAGUGUUUUGAAGUUUCUGUCAGAUAGUGAUUGAUUUUUUUUUAAACAUUAUUUUGAUAUCUUCAGGUAUUAGCGCCACAUAAGUGUUGGUUCUGAAUACUUUCCUUCCUACUCUGGUCUUGUGAUAUAUAUAAAUGUAUCUGUUACCCGUAUUAAAAAAAAAAAGACUUUAUAGAAGAGAAAUAUUCGUGCUUCCUCGCUUCUCGUGCCAAUACACGAACUCUCGUUGUCCAGGGAUCGUUUACCUGGUGUAAGACUCAAUAUGUAUCUCACUAUGCACAACUCACGAGUCUUGUGUGAAGGGACUUGGGUGUUGACAGUGUCAGACUAACACUUUAUGACUGGAAAAUGAUGAUCCCAGUCGCAGUUGUGUGAGGACGGUGUAUGCUGCCUGUGUUGUGAAACGAGUAUAGAAUAUAGACAAUGUUAAGGAGUGUGUCGGUGCUGUGUUUAUGGAGGUGCGAGCCGAGGAACUUUAAUUUUAAUGAAGCGAUACUUCCUUGUGCGAAGCUGUGUGGUAUUAUACCCUUUAACUGGUGGUGCCCUGGACAUGUGAGUGCUUCAUCAGCUGGCUCAAGGAACACGCUAGUGAUGCUCACUAUUGCUGUUGUUGAUGAACGAAAUAAAAUCAACAAAAUCCAACGAAACUGACUAACGAUUAGGCAAGUGAAAGUGAUUCCCCUUGAGUAACGCCGCCGACCCCAUCACUAGGACACCGUGUGUACUGUUCAGUCCGCACAAUUUAGUUAUCAGGGGAUCAGUAGGACGGUCGUGUGUUGUGUUAGAUGUGUAAGCAGGAAGAAACCGAUGUUGCUUACCAUUACUCAGGUCGGUAAUGUUAUUCAUGUUGUGUUCACUCUUCAUCCCGACCCACAGUGUAAACAUGAGUUAGGAAAGCCCCCGAAGCUCCUCCUCCUCCUCUUAUACCCCAACCUCCUGCUUCUUCUUCUUUUGAUUUAUUUAGUCUUUAAACAUGAGGCUCCAUGUGUUCAUAUUUCCUUCAAUUAUUCUCACACCAAUUAUUACUCUUAGAUUAUUAUCGCUCAAAACUUGUAUUACGAAUAUGUACAGUAUAUGAACGCCUUUUUAAAUAAGUGAAUUAUUCUAUUUUGU
Messenger RNA from Homarus americanus (American lobster), 4124 nucleotides. RefSeq names its product lactadherin-like. Lineage: Eukaryota; Metazoa; Arthropoda; Malacostraca; Decapoda; Nephropidae. Bases 89 to 1855 code for a protein of 588 amino acids. The record is from RefSeq and is a predicted model, not a curated record. The transcript has 10 exons.